Messenger RNA from Sceloporus undulatus (fence lizard), 830 nucleotides. RefSeq names its product endothelial differentiation related factor 1 (gene EDF1). The transcript has 5 exons. Gene Ontology annotation, molecular function: DNA binding. Gene Ontology annotation, cellular component: nucleus. Lineage: Eukaryota; Metazoa; Chordata; Lepidosauria; Squamata; Phrynosomatidae. The coding region runs from base 90 to 536 and encodes 148 amino acids. The record is from RefSeq and is a predicted model, not a curated record.
GAGGACGGCCUAUUGCGGAGGCAGAGCGCGGAAGAGGCGGCAGUAGAGGCAGCGACGGCGACGAAGAAGCAGGUUCAGAAUCGGCAGCCAUGGCGGAGAGCGACCGGGACACAGUGACGGUGCUGCGCAAGAAGGGCCCCAGCGCGGCCCAGGCCAAGUCCAAGCAGGCAGUCCUGGCUGCUCAGAGAAGAGGCGAUGAUGUGGAGACCUCCAAGAAAUGGGCAGCCGGCCAAAACAAGCAGCACUCGAUCACCAAGAACACAGCCAAGCUGGACCGGGAGACGGAGGAGCUGCACCACGACCGGGUGCCCCUUGAGGUGGGCAAGGUGAUCCAGCAGGGCCGGCAGAGCAAGGGGCUCACCCAGAAGGACCUCGCCACGAAAAUCAACGAAAAGCCCCAGGUCAUUGCUGACUAUGAAUCUGGGCGGGCGAUCCCCAACAACCAGGUGCUGGGCAAGAUCGAGAGAGCCAUUGGUCUCAAGCUGCGAGGACGGGACAUCGGGAAACCCCUCGAAAAAGGCCCGAAAGGGAAGUGAUGACAAAGCCUCGAAAUCAGUUUGCCCCGACUGAUCUCGCCUGGCUGUCCGCCUCUCCUGGGCGGCCAGGAACCUUUUGUCUUCGCCAGGCGGAAACGGCCGGCGUUUGCCUUCUUCUACAGGGGUGAGAGAGAAAACCUCCAGAAUUUCAGCCCUCCUAUUUAGGGGGAAAGUCAGUAAACCUCUCCAUGGGACACUCUGUGUCCUGCCUCUCUCCUUCUCAAAGCGAGAUUGAGUAUCUAAAUCCUAAUAAAAGCUGUAACUGAUUCUGCUGGGGGCAAAAAAAACAGCAAA